Triticum dicoccoides is the source of this 1705-nucleotide messenger RNA. RefSeq lists its product as uncharacterized. The transcript is spliced from 10 exons. Gene Ontology annotation, molecular function: S-adenosylmethionine-dependent methyltransferase activity. Lineage: Eukaryota; Viridiplantae; Streptophyta; Magnoliopsida; Poales; Poaceae. Bases 118 to 1248 code for a protein of 376 amino acids. The record is from RefSeq and is a predicted model, not a curated record.
UCAGAACGCACAGUUCCCUACGUGAGAGCACGGCACCCGCACGCUCCUCCUGCUGUUUCCAAUUUCAUUUCAUUUUUUACCUCCUCCUCUCCCACGCAUCCGCGUCUGGACUCCACCAUGGCGGCAGUUCGAAGCGCAGCCAUCUCCGCUGCCGCAGUCGUUGCGCCGCGCGGCUUUGGCAGGCGCCGUCGUCUUGUCCCCUGCUUCGCGGCGCCUGCACGAGGCGCAUCAGGAGUCACCGCCUCCGCUUCCGGGAAGAUGCUCCCGCGCUCUGCCCUACAUGCUAGCGCCUCCACCACUGGGGCGCCCGACUCAGACGAGGCCGCUGCGUUCCUUGUGCAGGAAUCUUUGGUGGAGGCGGAGCUGAGCAAACUCGCCUGCCCAAUCUGCUAUUACCCGCUCGUAAGCUCGAUAGAUCAUCAGUCAGCGCCAUCCAAAUCCGAUUCUACCCUUGAAUGUUCUACCUGCAAGAAAUUGUUCUCUAAGGAUGAUUACUGGGAUCUGACUGUGGCAGUUGGUUCUACUGAGUACUCCGAGACCAUGCCUGCUGCAACUGAGCUUUUCAGGACCCAACUGGUAUCAUUUCUUUAUGAGAGAGGAUGGCGCCAAAAUUUCAUAUGGGGUGGUUUCCCAGGCUUAGAGAAAGAGUUUGAGAUGGCUAAGGAUUAUUUGAAGCCAAAAAGUGGAGGGAUUAUAAUUGAUGCAAGCUGUGGAAGUGGGUUAUUUUCAAGAUUAUUUGUUAAAAGCGAACUAUAUUGCCUUGUUGUGGCACUAGAUUUCUCAGAGAAUAUGUUGAAGCAAUGCAAGGAAUUCAUCAAGCAGGAAAACAUUUCAGACGAGUGCUGCAAUUCAUUGUUGGCCAUCCCCAGCUUGUGCUUUAUAAAGAUCAUUGGAAACGGGCAUAGCACUAUGAUCACGAUGGGGAUAUGCACAUGUCCGCUAUCACACACACAGGGAAUCGAUAUAAGUAAGAAGCAAGAUGCAAGAAAUCUUUUUCAGGUUGCAGAAAUCAGUCGAGUCCUUCGCCCUGGGGGUGUUUUUGUUGGUUCUACUUUCAUAGCAGAUGUUCUUCCACCAGUAAUCCCAUUACUGAGGAUUGGACGCCCGUACAUUGAUCAAAUCACAGGCAAUAAUACCUUCUUAUCAGAGCUGGAGCUUGAAGAUCUUUGUAGUGCAUGUGGGCUGGUUAAUUUUACAUUUGUCAGAAAUGGAUUCUAUAUAAUGUUCUCUGCUACUAAAGCAAGCUAGUUAAAUAACUGAAGAACCACCUGAAGCAUUAUCACAUAGCUCCUUGAUUAUGCAUUGUUCCUCGUAAGCCAACCUUUCUGUCAGCACUGAUAGUUUUGCUUAAGGUAUGUGUGAUGUGAAUAGCGAAAGCGUACGUUUGACUUCACUGACGUCAUAGUGGGAUUGAUCAUAGCAAUUAUUUAUGUAAAAGUUGAAGAAAAAAUCUUCAUGUAAAGCAGUGGAGGUCCUUAACCUGUAAAUUCUGUGCAUUCUUGUAUUGAUUUGAUUCAAGAGCGUUGAUCGCCUAGCAGUGAUGUCGGACGGUCUUAGUGGAGAGUCUGUGCUGAGGUAGGAACCUCGAAAGAUUUCUCGGUUCCUGACCUCACCAGUCCUAAAAUAUUUGUAGACUCAAGUUUGUUGAAAUCUUGGAGAUGACUGGACCGUCUGAAAUGUAAGUUAUCAAUGUGCUUUUUUUUUA